AUGCUCCUCAAAGGUACCUGGCAGCUGCGUACAAGGUACCAGAAGCUAAAGACAAGUACGGCAAGAAAAGAGGAUAGGGUGAGGGAUAGGGCCAAGCUGAAGCGGCAGAAGCUGGAUGUGCGUCCGUCAUCGAAGGAGCUCAAGUGCUGUGCUGUGCUUUGCCUCCCGAUCUGCUCUGGCUCUGGCUCUGCUCUUGGUACCUCUGGUAGCUCCGGGUACAGGUUUGUACAGCAUGUGCACAAAGCAGCCAAUCUCGAGUACGGACUCUAUACCUGGUCACCAGGCAGCCAGCCGUCGUACGCCCAGGUACCGCGCCAGUACCAUCUGCCGAAUCACAAGUCAAACGCUGCUAGAGAUUGCCUUGGCCCAAAGGCGAGCCAACUCCACUGCAAAGCUGGCGCUCUCAUCACCUGGCAGUGGGCACUGGCCCAGCGCAGCGCAGCGCUCCAGGCUCCGCCCCGAGAACCCCCAAACCCCAAAACCAAUUCAAAUCUCAAUCCACAAUCAAAAUAUAAACACUCUUCUCGCCCCAUCCUCAACCGCAUCCCACCUCAGACACCCGCAUCAUCCUUUUUUCUGCCACCAACGACUCCGCAACCGCACGCCUCUUUCUCCCCUUCCAAGCAUCACAGACUCUCAGUCACCAUGGCCACCGAGCGUGAAAGCAAGACCUUCCUGGCCCGCCUCUGCGAGCAGGCCGAGCGUUACGAUGAGAUGGUUACCUACAUGAAGGAGGUCGCUCAGCUGGGCGGUGAGCUCAGCGUCGACGAGCGCAACCUCCUCAGCGUCGCCUACAAGAACGUUGUCGGCACCCGCCGUGCCUCGUGGCGCAUCAUCUCCUCCAUCGAGCAGAAGGAGGAAUCCAAGGGCUCUGACAAGCACGUCUCCACCAUCAAGGAGUACCGCAGCAAGAUCGAGCUCGAGCUCGAGAAGGUUUGCGAGGAUGUUCUCGAUGUCCUGGACAAGAGCCUCAUCCCCAACGCCGCCACCGGCGAGUCCAAGGUCUUCUACCACAAGAUGAAGGGUGACUACCACCGCUACCUUGCCGAGUUUGCCUCUGGCGAGAAGCGCAAGGUCGCUGCCACCGCCGCCCACGAGGCCUACAAGAACGCUACCGACGUUGCCCAGACCGAGCUGACUCCCACUCACCCCAUCCGUCUCGGUCUCGCCCUGAACUUCUCCGUGUUCUACUACGAGAUCCUCAACUCCCCCGACCGUGCUUGCCAUCUCGCCAAGCAGGCUUUCGAUGAUGCCAUUGCCGAGCUCGACUCUCUCUCCGAGGAGUCUUACCGCGAUAGCACUCUCAUCAUGCAGCUCCUGCGUGACAACCUGACCCUGUGGACUUCAUCCGACAGCGGUGAGGCCGAGCAGGCCGGCGAGGCCAAGAAGGACGAGGGUGAAGCUUCCAAGCCUGCCGAGGAAGAACCCAAGGCUGAGGAGCCCGCUCCCGAGGCUACUUCCUAA
Messenger RNA from Trichoderma aggressivum f. europaeum, 1464 nucleotides. RefSeq lists its product as uncharacterized. Gene Ontology annotation, biological process: signal transduction; intracellular protein localization. The coding region runs from base 1 to 1464 and encodes 487 amino acids. Gene Ontology annotation, cellular component: cytoplasm. NCBI's taxonomy places the organism in Eukaryota, Fungi, Ascomycota, Sordariomycetes, Hypocreales, Hypocreaceae. The record is from RefSeq and is a predicted model, not a curated record. The transcript has 7 exons.